This is a messenger RNA of Pteronotus mesoamericanus, 3728 nucleotides long. RefSeq names its product transcription termination factor 2 (gene TTF2). Gene Ontology annotation, cellular component: nucleus. The transcript is spliced from 23 exons. The record is from RefSeq and is a predicted model, not a curated record. The coding region runs from base 32 to 3526 and encodes 1164 amino acids. Gene Ontology annotation, biological process: DNA repair. Lineage: Eukaryota; Metazoa; Chordata; Mammalia; Chiroptera; Mormoopidae. Gene Ontology annotation, molecular function: ATP binding; zinc ion binding; ATP-dependent chromatin remodeler activity.
GGAAGUCGAGAAAGAGGCGAGAAAGAACGUGAUGGAAUUAGUUACGUGUCCAGAGCACGGGACCAUCUGCUUUCUGAAGACCGGCGUCCACGAUGGCCCGAAUAAAGGAAAGAGCUUCUACGUGUGCCGGGCGGACGCAUGCAACUUCGUGCAGGCCACUGACAUUCCUGUUUCUCAUUGUUUAUUGCAUGAGGGCUUUGUGGUAGAGCUUCAGGGCUUGCUUCCACCGAAGGAUACAAAAGACUAUAGAUUGUUCUUCCGAUGCAUUAGAAGUAAGAACGAGAGGAAGCAAUGGUGUGGGUAUAUCCCCUGGCAGGAACCUGAUUCCAAAGAGCGUUCUGUAACCAGCAAGUCUCAGCGUGCAUCUGAGCCAUUUCAUUAUCCUUCCAUCCAGCAGAGAAACCCGUUCAAGGUACUUGACAAGAAUCAAGAACCACAGCUCUGGAAACAGUUCAUCAAAGGUGAAGAGAAGGACAAGAUGGCUGACAAGAAGCAAAGGGAAAAGGGAGACCUGCUCUUGGAUCAAAAGAAGGAACAGAGGCCUGAACCUAACUGCCGGAUGGAGAAAGAUCUCUCACCUGGCCUGGUGGUAGAGGAAAAAUCUGCAGGUCAAGAGCAGCCACGAGGGGAGAAAACAGACCUUCGGUAUGAAGCAAAGGAGAUUGAAGGGACGCACAAAAGAAACCCUUCUGAAAUUAAAUCCAAACAGUGCCAUGGUAAUGAGGUGAGAAAACCUGCAUCUGCUCAGGAGAAACCAAAGGGUGAGAAUUAUGUUCAAAGAGAAUCAGAACCUCUGAGAGAAAAGGAAACCAAGCCUUUACCUCAAAUUCCUCACAGCCAAAACCCAAUGAACAAGCCCCUGGAAGGGGAACACCUCAACAAAGAAUGGCCCAAGAGCCAGGAGGCCAGAGAGACAAAGGCAAAGGAUGACCGGAGCAUGCAGACCACUCAGAAGACGCUGCUCCAGGGCCAUCUCCAGGCUCAGCCACAGGCCUGUCAAGCACCUGCUCCAAAAGGACCAGCGACCCAGACCGUGCCACUGGCUGCAGGGCCUCCCCUGGGAGGGCGGCGAGAAGCAGACACAGGCAGCAGUGACAGUGAGGAAGAUGAUGUUGUUUUUGUUUCUUCUGAGCCAGGGAGCCCCUUACUUUUAGACAUGACCCUGGACUCACAGAAGAAGGAGAACCUUCAAUUCCCUGGUCAAACUGUGCAAAAAAGAAAGUCUCCUGCCUCAGGUGUUUCCAGAAAGAUAGAACCUACAGACUCAGCAGCCCAACGUGUGCACCUUAUGACGCAACUGAAACAAAAGAAGAGCACACUGGCAUCGGUGAAUGUUCAGGUGCUUCCAGACAAAGGUCAGAAGUUGCUCAAGCAGAUCCAGGAGUUGGAGGAAGCACUCGGUGCUCUCGCCCUCUCCCCAGAGCAAGGCACGGAUGCAAAGAGUAACACUCAAGCACCUCAACAGAGUAACUUCACCAAAACUGCCCAUGACCCUCCCCAUUUGGUGCCAGCCAAGCCCCUGCAGGGUCAGGACCUGCAGCCUCCGGGGUCUCUGGGACUGAAGGCUGCCUGCCAGGGAGCUGCUGGGCCGCACAAUCAGUGCUGUGGGGGCCCUAUGAAACAGGAUCGCCUUCUCUCUGUGUGGAAAGUCACAAGUGAAGCCAUUGACGAGCUGCAUCGAUCACUUGAGUCAUGUCCUGGCGAGACAGCUGUGGCAGAGGAUCCAGCUGGAUUGAAGGUCCCUUUGCUACUGCACCAGAAGCAGGCAUUAGCCUGGUUACUAUGGCGAGAAAGUCAGAAGCCACAAGGAGGAAUUCUGGCGGAUGAUAUGGGAUUAGGAAAAACCCUCACAAUGAUUGCACUCAUCCUGACCCAGAAGAAUCAAGAGGAAAGCAAAGAAAAGGACAAAAACGUAGCCUUGACUUGGCUUUCCAAAGAUGGCUCCACUGAGAUUAUUUCCCAUGGAACACUUAUCAUCUGUCCUGCUUCCCUGAUCCAUCACUGGAAAAAGGAGGUGGAGAAACGUGUGAGCAACAACAAACUAAGAGUCUGUCUCUAUCAUGGGCCAAACCGGGACCAACAUGCAACAGUCCUCUCUACAUAUGACAUCGUCAUCACCACCUAUAGCCUUCUGGCCAAGGAGAUCCCCACAAAGAAGCAAGAGGGAGAGGUCCCAGGCACAAACCUCAGUACGGAGGGUAUCUCAACACCGCUGCUUCGCAUAGUCUGGGCGCGAGUCAUCCUGGAUGAAGCUCACAACGUGAAGAACCCCCGAGUGCAGACUUCCAUCGCCGUGUGUAAGCUGCAGGCCCGUGCCCGUUGGGCUGUCACUGGGACCCCCAUCCAGAACAACCUGUUGGACAUGUAUUCACUGCUGAAAUUUCUCCGUUGUUCUCCAUUUGAUGAUUUCAAUCUGUGGAAGAGCCAGGUUGACAAUGGUUCAAAGAAAGGAGGUGAAAGGUUAAGUAUUUUAAUCAAGAGCCUUUUGCUACGGAGAACAAAAGACCAGCUGGACUCCACCGGCAAGCCCUUGGUGAUGCUGCCCCAGCGGAAAUUUCAGUUGCACCAUUUAAAGCUUUCUGAAGAUGAAGAGACUGUUUACAGUGUCCUUUUUGCAAGAUCAAGGUCAGCUCUACAUUCCUAUCUAAAAAGACAAGAAAGCGGGGGUAACCGAUCUGGACGAAGCCCUGAUAAUCCAUUCAGUGGAGUACCUCAGGAGUUUGGGUCCAGCGGGCCUGGAUGCCCCGUGGCCGCAGACUCACAGCCCUCCAGCACUGUCCACAUAUUGUCGCUGUUGCUGAGGCUCCGCCAGUGUUGCUGUCAUCUUUCCUUGCUGAAGUCGGCCCUGGACCCGACAGAACUGAAGAGCGAGGGCCUGCUCCUUUCCCUGGAGGAGCAGCUCGGUACUCUGACCUUGUCCGAGCCCCAGCCCUCAGAGCCGGCUUCCACCGUCUCCCUUAAUGGCGAGUGCUUCAACACGGAGCUUUUUGAAGACACGAGAGAGAGCACCAAGAUUUCAUCUCUGUUGGCAGAAUUGGAGGCAAUCCACCGAAAUUCAGGGUCCCAAAAGAGUGUCAUCGUCUCUCAGUGGACCAGCAUGCUAAAGGUUGUCGCGUUGCACCUGAGGAGGCACAGGCUGACUUUCACCACCAUCGACGGCUCUGUCAGCCCCAGACAGAGGAUAGACUUGGUGGAGGCAUUUAACAGCUCCAGAGGCCCGCAGGUUAUGCUAAUCUCUCUUUUGGCUGGAGGUGUUGGUUUAAGUCUAACAGGAGGAAACCAUCUUUUUCUUCUGGACAUGCACUGGAAUCCCUCACUGGAAGAUCAAGCUUGUGACCGAAUUUACCGAGUAGGACAGCAGAAAGAUGUUAUCAUACACAAAUUCGUUUGUGAGGGAACAGUAGAAGAGAAGAUCUUGCAGCUCCAAAAAAGGAAGAGAAAUUUGGCCAAACAGAUUCUAUCAGGAUCUGGAGAAUCUGUCACCAAGCUCACACUGGCUGACCUCAAAGUCCUUUUCGGCAUCUAACCUCCCGUUUAUGGAGCUCAGAGCGGUGCCCCUCUUGGUUGGUACCAGGACAUGGUCCUCUGAGCCCUCCUUGGCAUCCCAUUCACCACCAGGCCUUACGCCCUCCUCACAAUAAGGCUUAUUCUUAUUUCCAGAAUUGAGGAUCUGUUAUGUUAACCAGCUGCUCAAUCAGUCGUGUUAUUCAGCUUAAUGAGUGACAUAC